Messenger RNA from Felis catus (domestic cat), 5140 nucleotides. It is a transcript of the gene DET1, whose product is annotated as DET1 partner of COP1 E3 ubiquitin ligase. Lineage: Eukaryota; Metazoa; Chordata; Mammalia; Carnivora; Felidae. The coding region runs from base 145 to 1653 and encodes 502 amino acids. Gene Ontology annotation, molecular function: ubiquitin-like ligase-substrate adaptor activity; ubiquitin protein ligase binding. Gene Ontology annotation, biological process: protein ubiquitination; positive regulation of proteasomal ubiquitin-dependent protein catabolic process. The transcript is spliced from 6 exons. The record is from RefSeq and is a predicted model, not a curated record. Gene Ontology annotation, cellular component: cullin-RING ubiquitin ligase complex; nucleus.
CUUCCGGCGGCAAGCGGAAGCGGGGACUCGCAGCCGCCGGAGCCGGAGGCAUGGCGGGGGCGGGGCUGGGGGAGGCGCGUGCCGAGCAGGCCGGGGGGUCCGUCUCCCCGGCCCUUUGAACCCGGAGCGUACAGAGAUGUGAUAAUGGAUCAUCAUGUUUCCACCAUCAAACCUCGAAGGAUCCAGAACCAAAAUGUCAUUCACCGCCUGGAACGCCGACGGAUCAGCUCGGGCAAGGCAGGCACCCACUGGCAUCAGGUCCGAGUAUUCCACCAGAAUGUCUUCCCCAACUUCACGGUCGUCAAUGUUGAAAAGCCUCCUUGUUUCUUGCGUAAAUUCUCACCUGAUGGACGCUACUUUAUUGCUUUCUCUUCAGACCAGACGUCUCUCGAGAUCUAUGAGUACCAGGGCUGCCAGGCAGCCGAGGACCUACUGCAGGGCUAUGAGGGGGAGAUCCUGUCCAACGGCAAUGACCAGCGGUCGGUCAGCAUCCGCGGCCGGCUCUUUGAACGCUUCUUCGUCCUGCUGCACAUCACCAACGUGGCCGCCAACGGUGAGCACCUGAACCGGGAGUGCAGCCUCUUCACUGACGACUGUCGCUGUGUCAUCGUGGGCUCAGCUGCCUACCUCCCGGAUGAGCCGCAUCCUCCUUUUUACGAGGUGUACCGCAACAGUGAGUCCGUGACCCCCAACCCCCGGUCCCCUCUGGAGGACUAUUCCCUCCACAUCAUUGACCUUCACACCGGCCGCCUGUGUGAUACGCGCACCUUCAAGUGUGAUAAAGUGGUCCUGUCGCACAACCAAGGGCUGUACCUGUACAAAAACAUCCUGGCCAUCUUGUCAGUGCAGCAGCAGACCAUCCACGUCUUCCAGGUGACCCCAGAAGGCACUUUCAUUGACGUGAGGACCAUCGGCCGCUUCUGCUACGAGGAUGACCUGCUCACCGUGUCAGCUGUCUUCCCUGAGGUGCAGCGGGACAGUCAGACGGGCAUGGCCAGUCCUUUCCGAGAUCCCUUCAUCAACUCCCUCAAACACCGGCUGCUGGUGUACUUGUGGCGCCGGGCGGAGCAGGACGGGAGUGCGAUGGCCAAGAGGCGCUUCUUCCAGUACUUUGACCAGCUGCGGCAGCUGCGCAUGUGGAAAAUGCAGCUUCUGGACGAAAACCAUCUGUUUAUCAAGUACACUAGUGAGGACGUGGUCACCCUGCGGGUCACGGAUCCAUCACAGGCAUCUUUCUUUGUGGUGUACAAUAUGGUGACAACAGAAGUGAUUGCUGUGUUUGAGAAUACAUCCGAUGAGCUUUUAGAGCUCUUUGAGAACUUCUGUGACCUCUUCCGUAACGCCACCCUGCACAGUGAAGUCCAGUUUCCCUGCUCAGCUUCUAGCAACAAUUUUGCAAGGCAGAUCCAGCGCCGGUUUAAAGACACUAUCGUAAACGCCAAGUACGGAGGGCACACGGAGGCAGUACGCCGGCUGCUGGGGCAGCUCCCCAUCAGUGCCCAGUCUUACAGCGGUAGCCCCUACCUUGAUUUGUCUCUCUUCAGCUACGACGACAAGUGGGUGUCCGUCAUGGAGCGACCCAAGACUUGUGGAGAUCACCCUAUCAGGUGCACCGACCACUUCCCACCGUGUGCUUUGGAAUCUGACAACUAAGAGUAUCUGUAAACCCCAACACCCUGAAGGAUGCGCACACCCUGCGGAGACCCCGGCUCACUUACCAAGCGCCCUGGCCCCAGGCCUUUCACGACCACUCGGAUGUGGGUCACGCCCUUCCCGGCAGCUUUCUGGAGAGGAGGAAAGAGUGUCAGUGCUCCAGGGAGAGAACUGCUCCAUCAGAUCUGUUGCUACUGCUACCGGGACCAAGAGGGUUAUGAGCUGCAGGGAAGAGGCAUCCCCGUCCUUAAACAGGCAGAACACAGGGAAGGCAGCAAAGGCCACAGUGCAGGGCAGACACCGGCAGAGAGCAUGGAACUUGUCAAACCCUAGGUCAGCACUGCCACCUGAUGGAGAUUUCUAAAUAUCGCUUCCGUGUUCUCAGGGGAGCGAAUGCAGAUUUUUAAGGUUGGGCCUAAAUACUAAGUAACCCACUUAAAAACUGUUAUUUUAAAUUUUAAGGGUUAUCAUUGAAAAGUUUCUUUCCUGAUUAUAAAGGCUGUUCAUUAUAGAAAGUCUGGAAAACACAAAGAAGUCCACUCAACCUGCCAUGCAGAGCUCACUGUUAAUGGUGGCAUAUUUUAGUGUAUACAGUCUGUCCAGUGGUGGACACUUAACACAUUCUGAUGGUCAUUUAUACAUAGCAAAUACUGUUUUGGGGCAUCCAGCUUUGUUUGCAGGCUGAAGUUUUCCUUCAGGAAAUACUUCCAAUUUGGCAGAGUGUGAACCUUUGUAAGGCCCGUGCUACGGCAGCCCGGGCAUAGGCCGUGGUCCUAGACCAAUUACUCUGAGCGAGGCCCACACUCCGGAUCUUAACUGGCUCUUAAAAACGUGGGUAAUACUGAACAUCCUCUGAGGAAAGAUCACGAAAGCAGAGUGCCUGCUGUACAGCAGAUGGUCAAUAAAUAUACAAAUAGGCGCACACUGCCAAUUUGCUUCUAGAAAGGUCUGCAGCAGUUCACAAUCAGAUUGGUACUUCAUGAGAAAAGAGGUCCCUUCAAACUGCCCCCGAUGUUAGGGUAUCGAACAACAGUUGGCAAACACCACUGCUCCUGGGGGACUAGUUCAAGGAGAAGCUCCCUCCCAGGGAUCAGGCCUGCACAAACCAGCACACACCGCAGGGGGCGCCAGAGAGACACACGCUUACCGCGGCCGCAGCUAUGCCUGCUGUUUGUGCGGCGAUGCCGGUGCCCUUCUUGGCAUUCCGGAAUCCCUCGGUGCCACAGGACGCGCGGGCGAGGGGCUGGUGGGUGGCAGAGACCACCUGGAUCUGCGUGCUGGGAAAGCAGGGAGGCACACAGGACACAGCACUGGUCAGGGAAAUAACACUAAGCCAGGCCCUUGCACGCCUGGCUGAGAAAGAGAAAGGCACUCAACUAGCAGUUGAGUGCCCUCUGAACUUGUCAGAUGAAUGUUCUGAACUCCUACAGGAGGCGUCAGGAAGGGUCCCAAUCACCCCCUGAACCCCGUCAAAAUCUGACACGUCACAGAAUCUAAGGACAGCUCAGGUAUGGACUGCAUGUGUGUGUCCUCCCCAAACUCAUGUUCAAAUCCUAAUCCCAAAUGUGACGGUAUUUGGAGGAGGGGACUUUGAGAGGUGAGUAGGUCACGAGGGUAGAGCCCCCGCGAGCAGGGUCAGUGCUCUGUUUUAUAAAAGGGACCCCAGAGAGCUCCCUCACCCCUUCCAUCGUGUGAGGACACAACGCGAAGCCGGCCACCUGUGACUCAGAGGAACUCUCACCGGAACCCCACCGCGCUGGCUCCCUGAUGCCCGACUCCAGCCUCUGGAACCGUGAGGCACCCACGUCUGCCGUCUAAGUCCCUGUUUGUGGUGGUUUUAGUAGGCCGAGCUAACACAGGCUGCACAGUCUGGAGUGGGCAAGUGUCAUCCAGAAGGGUGGCACGUUUCCCUCCUAGUGUCUUCCCUGUGGCCAGUGUCUAGACUUGAUAUCCCUGUUUGGCUUUUUUCCCUAAGAAGUUAGAUGUUUUAUAUCAGGUAACUUAAAAAAAAAACCCAAAAAAGGCUUUUGUUAGGGGAAGUUUUAAAUAUAUACAAAAAUAGAAAAGUAUAUGAACACCCAUGGGCCCAGCACCCAGCUUCAGGAAUUAUUAACUCAUAUCCAAUUUAGUCUCAUCUAUAAAUCCUGUUUCCACUCUGGUCUUCCCCACGAUGGGUUAUUUUGAAACAAAUCCGAGACCCAACAUCUCAUCGGUAAAUAUUUCAGUAUUUAGUUCUAAAAGAUAAUGACUUUGAAAAAAUCCCACAAAACCAUGAUCAUACCUAAAAAAGUGAGCAAUACUACCAUAUUGGAUAAUUUUUUUUAAGUAGGCUUCAUGCCCAGUGCAGAGCCCAACGUAGGUCUUGAACCCAUGACCCUGAGAUCAAGACCUGAGCUGAGAUUAAGAGUCAGACGUUUAACCAACUGAGCCACCCAGGCGACCCUCCUGUUGGACAAUUUUAAUGCUAAUGACACUGUUCCAUGACCAAAAAACUUUUUUUUAGAGAAGUGAAACUUUUUUUAUAGUCAUCUCUGACUUCAAGAAAUAGUUAGCCAUGGGUGCCUGGGUGGCUCAGUUGGUUAAGUGUCUGACUUUGGCUCAGGUCAUGAUCUCGUGGUUCAUGAGUUCGAGCCCUUGUCAGGCUCUCUGCUGUGAGUGCAGAGCCGACCUCCCUCUCUCUCUGCCCCUCCCCUGCACAUGCGCAUGCUUUCUCUCUCUCAAAAAUAAACAUAAAAAAAAAAAAAAAGAAAUACUUAGACAUACUUAUUUCCCCUCGGUCAACACUGCUCUGCUUUCUGGCCUGACGGGGCUCAGGGGACCCUAGGCGGCCCCGGGCAGUCUGCUUGCCCGGGUUCGGGCAGUCUGCUUGCUGGCCUGGCUAUGACCUUAUUGGCCCGGCUACGAACUGCCAUUUCCCCUGGCAGGGCUUCCUGGGUUUUCUGUACUGAACAGAGCGCAAGAGAGCUGCCUGUCUCCGACACAACUUCAGCAGACGGACAGGGUGGGCCACAGAGGCUCGAACAAGCACAGCUAACCCACAUCCUUAUUAGCCGGAGAGGGGGAGCCAGAAAUCUGGCUGCUCUCACUUUGAGCUUAUCAGACGAAUGCUGGGUGAAUCCUGCAGCGUCUCACGUGUGCCCCACACCCCAUCCCUGACCACCAACAGUCUCCCAUGUGGUUCUCUGAAUCGUGUCAUGGGCAGGCUGAGAGCAAACAGUGACCCCACCUCCAUGUGGGGGCCUGGCCUGCAAAGCUGUCCUCAACGUCAGCAAGGCUUCUGUUGCCAAUACACAGCCGGGAAGUCCCUGGGCACCCACCUGUCAGCCACUCAGAAUACUAGUCUUGUCACAUUAAAUCACUAUUCUUGUUUAGCCCUACAAGGUGAGAGGUCAACGCACAGUGGCCCAAGGCGAGUACUUCAAAGGGACAAUGCUUAUUUGGAGAUUGACAUUUUGGUUAGUUUGUAAAUAAACUGCAUACUCUUCAA